Phytophthora nicotianae INRA-310 is the source of this 905-nucleotide messenger RNA. RefSeq lists its product as hypothetical. Gene Ontology annotation, molecular function: nucleic acid binding; RNA-DNA hybrid ribonuclease activity. The transcript has 2 exons. The coding region runs from base 9 to 869 and encodes 286 amino acids. NCBI's taxonomy places the organism in Eukaryota, Oomycota, Peronosporomycetes, Peronosporales, Peronosporaceae. Gene Ontology annotation, biological process: DNA replication, removal of RNA primer. The record is from RefSeq and is a predicted model, not a curated record.
UUCUCAGAAUGGGCUGGGACUACGACUCGUCUUCAAGCUCCUCCUGCUCUGGAAGCAGCACCGACAUGGCGUACGGGGAUUCGAGUGUACACAGUGACAACGAGCAGAUGGAGGACAUUGACGAGGAGGAAGAUUUGGAUUGGUACUAUGCUGUGGUGAUCGGUCGAUGCAGAGGAAUCUUCACGAGUGUAAAGGACGCUCUCAAACACACGCGGGGGUACUCGAACUCGAGAUUCAAGAAAUUCCCUAGUUUUGAGGAAGCCCGUGAGUUCCUAAACCAAUACGGGCUGCAAGUUGACCACGAAUACGAGCAUUUUGACGGCUCAAGGCUUUGGUUCGGCUACGCAAUGAACGGAGGCCGCGGGGACUUCCCAGAUCCUCUGCAUCCGAACUCUAUUGUGGCAUUUUGUGGAGGUAGCGCACUGCGCAAUGGAGAAGAGGACUGUAACGCAGCAUAUGCCUGUGUUUUUCCGCAUAAGCGAACUUGGGACGUGGUAGAAUCGGUUGAGGGGCCGUGGGCGACUAAUAAUCGAGCUGAGUAUAUGGCAGCGUUAGCUGCUAUGGAACGAGCCAAUAUUGAGGACAGGGACAAGACGAAAGUGCUAUUCAUUUACUCUGAUAGUAAACUAUUGAUUGAGUCCAUGAGUAAAUGGAUUUACCGGUGGCGUAAUAAUGGAUGGAAAACGGUGGACGGAUUCGAUAUCCAGAAUCAAGAUCUUUUGGAGAAGUUGAUGAAGGCGCAAGGCAAUCGACGAGUGCAGUGGCGUAAGGUACGAGCAAACUCUGGAAAACGGUAUUGGGAUGCGUUCUGGAAUGAUAUUGCCAGAAUCCAGGCCCGCGGUGUGACUCAUGGCAAUGAGGAUGACUAAGAAGAUGUGGUUGCGGUAUCGUCAUAGCUUUCAGGU